AUGCAUUCCGUGUUCACCAUCCUGCUCCUGCUGCUGUUUGCCGUGGCGAUUACGGUAGUCGAGAGCCGCGUCCGUCAAGUCGAUAUGUGUGACGGACAAAAAUGCGAAUGGUGGCAAUUUUGCUGUGCGACGCUGCAAGAGUGCGAAAGGCUGAAGACCCUGGGUCGCGAUCCGCCAUUCAUAAUGUGCACGAUUUUCUAUACGUUGCUCCUGCUCUUAUUCGCGGUUACGGUAGCUGAGAGUGAAAAUCUAUGCGCUGGGGCCAUCUGCAGCGAAUAUAUGAACCAUCUUAAUGCGAUUCGGCCCUAUAAAAGCGAUCAGACUGUCGUGGCUCCCUAUUCAAAAAUGGCCCUAGUUUAUCACCUUCUACUGCUGCUGGUUGUUGUGCCUGCGGUAACGCUGGACUGGUGCCUUGACGAUAGCCAGUGCCCCGGUGUGGAUGGCUACUGUUUCAUUAACCGGUGCUCAGUGAAGGUCAACGGAGUUGCGACCGAUCGCCUUUGCGCAGGCGGACGGCUGGAGUGUGGUGAUGGGGAAUUCUGCUGUAAACUUCCGCACGUGGCGGACGGCGGCUACUGCGCAAAAGUCGUGGAUGGCGGUUGCCCUUCGCAAGGCCAACGUUGCCUUGUUAUAACCAUGAGUUGUGUUGGCUAUAUUCUGCUCCUUAUCUUCUCCAUCGGAGCCGUUACGGUAGAGGCGUUUUGCCUGGCGAAUGGAGAGUGCCCGCCGGGGCAUGACUGCGUUGAUUUGCAUUGUGUGAAACAGGAACGGUGCCACGAUCGACACGAUUGCCCUGAUUUUCAUGUAUGUCUGUUCAACCGCUGUGUGCUGCCGCGCCCUCGUUGUGGUGUGGUGAGGUGCAGCCAGGGAGAACACUGCUGCCAUCACCCUCAACAUCCAGAAAUCGCGUAUUGCACGCCGAAUGGUGAGAUUUGCGAU
This is a messenger RNA of Mesorhabditis spiculigera, 939 nucleotides long. The record is from the annotation of a GenBank genome assembly. Lineage: Eukaryota; Metazoa; Nematoda; Chromadorea; Rhabditida; Rhabditidae.